Molecule: messenger RNA, 2537 nt
Organism: Syngnathus typhle (broad-nosed pipefish)
Lineage: Eukaryota; Metazoa; Chordata; Actinopteri; Syngnathiformes; Syngnathidae
Product: neuritin-like
Exons: 3
Coding region: 199-639 (146 amino acids)
Biological process (GO): neuron projection extension; nervous system development
Cellular component (GO): plasma membrane
Source: RefSeq, a predicted model, not a curated record
GACCGGAGCAGGGAAGGGCUUUGUGCACACACCCACCGAUUGUUUCUUUUUUUUUUCUUUUUUUUUUUUACACCCUUGUACCGAAACACGACUCGUGUCAAAAUAUGAGCAUCUAAUUUUCCCAGCGCCUUCUUUUUGUUACUCCAGGUUCCUCUAAUCCGAUUAACGAUCGCAUCACGGAGCGUGAAAUGGGAUGACAUGGGAUUGUUCACGUCGACCAAGAUCGGGGAGAUCCUCGGCUUUGCCUUAGUGAUCCUUUCCAUCUCCAUGCUGGUGGAUUCAUCAGAUGUGAAUUGUGAGAAUGUUUACAAGGACUUCUCUGAUUGUGUCCUGGAGCUGGGGGAGAGCAUGGACAACUAUCAGGAAAACGUGACCAGCGAAAGGGGAGUGGCGGCUGUGUGCAGCCACUGGGAAGCUUUCCACACGUGUGCCCUGACGGCGCUGUCCGACUGCCAGCAGGAAGUCAGUUCCAUCUGGGAGACUCUGAGGCAGGACUCCCGAAAGAUGCGUUUCCAGGGAAGCUUGUUUGAUCUGUGUAGCCCCAGCUCGAGUCCAAGCAUGAGGUCACCUGUGGCGGCGUUGACCCUGCCGCUAACGGCCAUGUUGCUCACCACCGGGCCCAGAUGGUCCUUCAUGUAAAGGCGGGCGCUGACGAGGAGGAAGAAGGAGAUGGGAGGCCACAGUUUCUAUCGGGCUCAGUCCUCGCGAGCACAACCUAAAGCCAAGGAAUGCGACAAUGAUUAUCGUGACCUUAGUCAAACUCAUCUUGGAAAUCAAAAUGUCAAAAUGAUGUAGUGGUCACACCGAUGAAGUGACUUUUAAAUCAAAGCACCAUGUACUUUUAGUUGAAGAGUUUAACAUUCAGCAAACGGUUCCUCUCAUUCUGUACGCUCAAUAUUGCCAACAGUUAGCUUGUUGCUUAGCUUUGUGCAUUACGUUUGCAGUCGGAUGCUGGCCAUGCAUUUUAUACCUGGAGAUAGAAACGCUUAAGGGAUUUGCUAUCGCUACCUACUUCUUUGUGCUAAGCUAAGCGUAUUUACAAUAUAUUGUAACAUCAUUUAAAGCUAUGAUCGCUUCAUGAAAUUCGCAUGUUUUUAUACGAGUGCUCAUUCUCACCGUGUGUGUUAGAAUUUUUUAAAUCAAAUUUUAAUUUUCAUGAAGUUGAAAGGAAUUCAGGAGGAUUAGCCUUAAUUAUUAUCGGCCUGUCAAAGAUGAGGAGUUCUUCUAAUACUAUCAUACAAUUUAGUUUCUUUAUCAAAGUAAUAUUUCAAUGCCCUCCAGGGACAUGUUAAAGUUGAAAUAAAGAUUCUGAGAAUUUUUGCCAGGAAAGGAACAUUCUAACAAUGUUGAAAUAAAUAGCAAGCAGUAGCCCCUCCUUUUAAAGUAGUUUGGCCAUGACAAUCAAGCUUUUUACAAAAGCCUUUUUCGCAGCACAUCUGUUGUGAGUGAAGUUCCAUUGAUCCUUUUGACAUGCCAAAAAGUGUCAUUUUUACAUUGUUUUGAACUGUAUUUGCUCACCAAAUGUUUACAUAGCCAAGUCACAUUUGUGAUAUUGUCAAAGCAAUAGAAGCUGCUUUUGUAAUGUAACAGUAUUUUCAAAUGACAUCUUUUAAUAUAAAAAGUGCUUUCAUGGUACUUUCAAAAAAUUAGGUACAAAAUUUAUGGUAGGACCAAAACAAUACAAAAUCUUAGCUUCUCCAUUGAAAUGUUUGACACACUGACUCAUCUACAUUACAUGUAUUUUUUUUCACAUUCUGUAAAUUGAAUUAUAGAGUGGUGUGAUAUUUAUUGUCAUGAUCAGUGUUUCAGUUUGGUUCACCACGGCCCAAACUAUUUGACCCUUCUGGUCAAUAAACUGCCACAGGCAUUGUUUUAAUUAGGACAUUUGCAUUUAUAGAUCCACUGACACUAACAAAUAGGCUCAUAAAUGUACUGGUAAUGAGAAGCGCUAUUUAUUUCUAAUAUCAACAUGUUCUGUAUUCCAACAGUUGAUCUCUUUUUCCUGUUACCUCUCUCGUCGUAUAUUUGCAUGAUGACCGUUUUGUGACGGUGCUUCAGAUCAUUGGGGGAUGUGAUGAUUUGAUCGCAGAUAAACGUAUACUAAUGAGCGCAUGAAGAUGUACGACUAACUCCAAAGCACAUCAGCUGCCUUUCUCACAUCCGUCACCCAUCUUGCACCCUCCCUUCUUCUCAAUCGGCAUGCUCCUUCUGGUUGUUUCUAUUUAUUCUCUAAGGUUGCGCAGGUGCUAGCAUGAUGUCAUCCAUUGUGUGUAUGCGGUAAUGAAAAAUCCAAUUCUCCUCAAGCAUGAGCAAUAUAUAAGGUCACUUUCACAAAAUGACUCCUAUCUCUCCGUGUGUAUUUCAAGAGCACAUGAUCAUUUCUAUCAUAACAAUGAUUUGAUUAGAAUUUAGGGUAAAACUCUGAAUGUAAAGUUCAAUAUCUGUUUUUGUUUGCUGCUAGAAAGGCACACUACUGUUUAGCAUACAAGCAAUAUAUGGCGGUCAUGUGUUUGUAAUAAAGCACCAGCGUUGUAAAA